GCAAUAUUCGCGCCUCCAUUUUUCUAGGAGAAAGCGGGAGACCGCGAGAGCCAGAGCAGCGGCUGGCAGGGAACUCAUCAUCCUCUUCUCCGAGAUGUACAGAACCAAAGUGGGCCUGAAGGACCGGCAGCAGCUCUACAAGCUGAUCAUCAGCCAGCUGCUUUAUGAUGGCUACAUCAGCAUCGCUAACGGCCUCAUCAAUGAGGUCAAACCGCAGUCCGUGUGCGCGCCCUCUGAGCAGCUCCUACACCUCAUCAAGCUAGGAAUGGAAAAUGAUGAUACUGCAGUGCAGUAUGCAAUUGGCCGUUCAGAUACAGUGGCCCCCGGCACGGGCAUUGACUUGGAGUUUGAUGCCGAUGUCCAGACCAUGUCCCCAGAGGCGUCAGAGUACGAGACCUGCUACGUCACAUCCCAUAAAGGGCCCUGCCGGGUGGCCACCUACAGCAGAGAUGGACAGUUAAUAGCCACCGGCUCAGCUGAUGCCUCCAUAAAGAUCCUCGACACUGAACGCAUGCUGGCUAAGAGUGCAAUGCCAAUAGAGGUCAUGAUGAAUGAGACCGCCCAGCAGAAUAUGGAAAACCAUCCAGUGAUUCGAACUCUCUAUGACCACGUGGAUGAGGUCACGUGUCUCGCUUUCCACCCAACAGAACAGAUCCUGGCCUCGGGUUCACGGGAUUACACUCUUAAAUUGUUCGAUUAUUCCAAACCGUCUGCAAAAAGAGCCUUCAAAUACAUUCAGGAAGCAGAAAUGUUGCGUUCCAUCUCCUUCCAUCCCUCUGGGGACUUCAUACUUGUCGGGACCCAACACCCUACUUUGCGGCUUUACGAUAUCAACACAUUUCAGUGUUUCGUCUCAUGUAAUCCUCAAGACCAGCACACAGACGCCAUAUGCUCUGUGAGCUACAACCCAAGUGCCAACAUGUAUGUUACUGGGAGCAAGGACGGCUGCAUCAAACUAUGGGAUGGUGUGUCCAAUCGCUGCAUCACAACCUUUGAGAAGGCCCAUGAUGGUGCGGAAGUUUGUUCUGCCAUCUUCUCCAAAAAUUCCAAAUACAUUCUCUCCAGCGGAAAAGACUCUGUAGCUAAGCUCUGGGAAAUAUCGACAGGACGAACGCUGGUCAGAUACACAGGUGCCGGGCUGAGUGGACGGCAGGUGCACAGGACACAGGCCGUCUUCAACCAUACCGAGGACUACGUGCUACUGCCCGAUGAGAGGACCAUCAGCCUCUGCUGCUGGGACUCGCGCACGGCCGAGCGCCGGAACCUGCUCUCACUGGGCCACAACAACAUCGUGCGCUGCAUCGUGCAUUCACCCACCAACCCGGGCUUCAUGACCUGCAGUGACGACUUCCGGGCACGCUUCUGGUACCGCAGGUCCACCACUGACUGAGC
Molecule: messenger RNA, 1392 nt
Organism: Chrysochloris asiatica (Cape golden mole)
Lineage: Eukaryota; Metazoa; Chordata; Mammalia; Afrosoricida; Chrysochloridae
Gene: CSTF1
Product: cleavage stimulation factor, 3' pre-RNA, subunit 1, 50kDa
Exons: 6
Coding region: 95-1390 (431 amino acids)
Biological process (GO): mRNA 3'-end processing
Cellular component (GO): mRNA cleavage stimulating factor complex
Molecular function (GO): RNA binding; protein binding
Source: RefSeq, a predicted model, not a curated record